Protomyces lactucae-debilis is the source of this 2352-nucleotide messenger RNA. Its product is annotated as nucleolar protein 14. Bases 19 to 2352 code for a protein of 777 amino acids. The transcript is spliced from 3 exons. Lineage: Eukaryota; Fungi; Ascomycota; Taphrinomycetes; Taphrinales; Protomycetaceae. Gene Ontology annotation, biological process: maturation of SSU-rRNA. The record is from RefSeq and is a predicted model, not a curated record. Gene Ontology annotation, cellular component: small-subunit processome; nucleolus; Noc4p-Nop14p complex.
CCUCUCCUCGCAGGAAUCAUGCCCAAGGACAGCCAGUCGCAGCUCAAGCGGCUCAAGACAGCCCUCAGAGAGAGUGGCAUCUCCCGAGCCGGCCCAAAAUCCAAGUCAAAGCAAGGACAGCCGCAGAAGACCCGUGCCGACAGACAAAAAGCCCUCGAUGGUAUUCGCGAGCGCUUCAAUCCUUAUGAGCAGCAGGUCAAUAAGACAAAAUUUGCUGUCGGUGGACGCAGGCUCAAGGGCGAUGUCGGCAGGCCUGGUCAGUCUGCAUCUGUUGCAGAGCGCAUGCGAGAGGAGACACUAGGCGCACAGAGAGCGAUGCGUGGUCGCGUGGGCGGCGUGCUCGAUAGACGGUUCGGCGAAGGCAGAGCAGACUUGACUCCAGAACAGAUCCAAUUGGAGAGGUAUACGCGCGAGCGGCAGAAGUCCAAGAAGAGGCCUGGCUUCUCACUCGAAGACGAAGAAGAUGGUCUGACCCAUUUGGGCCAAUCGCUCUCUACGAUGGACGACUUCGGACCUGCGCCUCUCUCAGAUGACGAAGAUAUGGGUGCUGAAGUUGUUGCACGGACCAACUUUGGUGGCUUUGACGAACAGCUUGAAGAGGACGAGAUUAUGGGCGACGAUGGUCAAAAACGGAAAAAGACCAAGGCAGAAGUCAUGCAAGAGAUUAUCGCCAAGUCAAAAGCAGGCAAGUACGAGCGGCAAAAACAAGCAGACGAAGACGCGGACGAACGAGAGGCACUCGACGCCGAGCUCGAAGAUCUGCAGAUGCUCCUUGCAGAUUCUCAGCAAAAGAAGCCAAAGCAAGCAGACGGAGUCAAUCCCGAACGGCUCAAGGCGAUACAGGAAGACACGGAAUAUGACAAGGCUGUUCGCGAACUCAUCUUUGAUCGACGUGCCAAGGCAUCAGACAGAACCAAGACUGAAGAGGAACUGAUUGAGGAAGAGGCCAAGGCAUUGCACGAGAAGGAAGAAGCUCGAAUCAAGCGUAUGCACGAUGAGUUGAACGAUGAAGACGACGUGGAGGCCAGCGAUGAUGAGGGAGAAGACGCUGGCAUAGACGUCGAAAUGGCAGGCUCCGAGAUUGACGAAGACGAGACUGACGGCUCAGGUUCAGAAGCUUCUGAAGACGAAGACGAAGACGAAUACGAACUUCCUUCUGACGCCCUUGUUGCCGCCGCUCAGGCAGAGCUCGCCAGGCGCGCCAAACUCGCGAUGGCCGUCAUCAACGAUGCAAGCAAACUCAAGUUCACUUACCCGUGCCCUUCCACAAUGGCUCAGUUGCUCGAGAUUUUGGACCCACUCAGUGAACAAGAUAAGCAGACGGCAAUUCACAGAAUACGUGUUCUCCAUCACCCAAGGCUCAAUCCUUCAAAUGGCGAGAAGCUUGCGAAGUUCCUUGUCUUGCUCGUCGACUAUCUAUUGCUGCCAUCGACUGAUCGGCCUCUCAUCGACUACUGCACGAUCCAAGUCCACGAUCUCGCGAGCAAGUAUUGGGAGCCUGCAACGCUCCACUUUUUGAGCAUUAUCGAGAGCUUACGGCAACGCACAUACACGACUCUCUCUUCAAAAAUAUGGUCCACAGAAGAUCUCAAGCUAUACAGUUUGAUUGGUAGUGUUUGGUCUGUUUCAGAUGCCUACCACAAGGUGGCGACCCCAGCCUUGCUGUUGGCCUCUCAGUACUUGUCGCAGAAUGCGGUCGCCUCAGACCAUGCGCAACAGGUCAAGCUCUCUCUUUGCAGCAUACUACUAUCUUGGGUGAGUUUCUCGAAAAGGUUGUUGCCUGAAGUCAUCUAUGUCUUGCAACAGACAUUACAGCGCUAUUUGGAUGACGCUGCAGAAACACCAGCGCGACUCACGCUGGGAAGCAAGGCAUCGAAAGCGACGCUGUACCAGUCGGCAGCCGAGCUGUCGAUGCGAUACGCUCAAUUGUACACAAGUCUUCCUGGGUUCCCUGAAUUGUUUGCUGGCAUCUGUGCUAACAAUGGGGCUCUCCUUGCUGGCCACCCAACCGCACGGACAGCCUUGCUCAAAGCGAUUACCAAUGUGAAGCAGAUUCGGCGUCCUCUCGCAUUACAGCAGCACCGUGCCGUACCCAUUGCUCAGUUGGCGCCCAAAUUCAGCGAUGGCUUCUCGCUUGAUCGCAAAUCGACGCUUGAUCGUGAUGACCCGAGACAGCAGGAUGCCAAGCUGAAGGCUGAGCUGCGUGAUGCUCGACGAGGCGCUGUGCGGGUGCUGAGGCGAGAUGCGGCGUUUGAGGCACGACAGCAGGCCAAGGAGAAGAAGAGCAAGUCCAAGCAGUACACAGCGAAGAUGGGCAAGAUUGAAAACAGACUCCGGGAUGCUACGUACUAG